AGCCGAAUACACAGAAUAUUUGAAUUCAAAUGUACCGUUGAGGCAAAGUGGCUCUUUAAUUAGAUUGUGAAACUUAAACGGUAGAAGAAUUUAAAAUCUAAGUUUGUACAUAUUCUCCAGAAAAUGGAUAUUUGCGGAAUAACUGAUUAAGCCUUAAUUAUCCCUUCUCUCCCUCCCUCCCUUCCUCUCUCUCUCCUUUUCGCACUUUCCUUCUCUCCCUCUCGCUCUCUCCCUCCCUCCCUCUCUCUGGCUGAUCCCAUGGAUUGCACUGAUAUCAUACCCUUUAUAUCACCUCCUGACUGCUCACUUUCAUGUCCGUCAGAGCCUUGAGCAAUUCCAGACAUGUCUGCUCAUACGUUUUCCUUUGUACACAUUUUCUUCAACGUCUUGAAGCUAGUGCUGGUAAGACUGCAGACCACAUGCUAGUGAUGACUCCAAAACAAAUUCUUACUGAAUGAAGGGCGGAUAUUCUUAACAUUGGAUUCCAAACUGACUAGAGUUCCCACUGGAGAAAAGCAGCUGUUUCUUCCUGUUUUGUCACUCCAUGCUGGACUCCUGCCCUGUCCUGUCUGCCUACCUGUGUAUGCAGCUCACCGGAGGCCAUUGUGAAGUUGGAAAAUUCCUACCUUUUAUUAUAUCAUCAAGGAGAUAUUUGGAGGAGAGCCAAUCCUUUCAAUUACAAAAAAUAAAGAAUGGAAUAUUGUUGGAAAACAGAUCCAAAUUCCAGUGAAUCACAUGAAGAACAGCAUGAGCACGAAGAAUUUCACUCUGCAAAUCAACCCCUUUUUCCCAGGCAAGUCAGUGUGGGUUUUGAUCAGCUAGUAGAUGAGAUCAGUAAUGAAAUUCCAUUCUAUCAGAGUGAAAUGGAAGAAAACACCAUUUUUGUGCCCAGUGCACCAAGCAGGGACUCAAAAAGGCAUUCACUUGAUAAAAUACAUCAAAUAUCAUUGAAUGAAUUCACUUCUAAAAGUUCAGAACUCUCCUAUCACCAAAUUAGGAAAUCACCAGUAAUUGGUUUUAGGAAUUCUGUGCUACCAAAUCCUCAAAACGUGAAUACAGAAACCUCUAGUGGGAAACCCAUAAGAAAAGACCAUGAUGCUGAGAAUUACAGAUUCAGUAUUUUAAUUCCAUCAUCAACUCAUUUGGAUAAAAUUAAUUCAUGGAGAGAAUUAGAAAAUGAAAAUCCUAACUAUCAUAUAGGAUUUGAAAGUAUCAUUCCUCCUGCAUAUCCAUCCUUCUCAACUGACUUCAUGCCAAAAGAAGACAGUGAAAAGAGUAGAAAUAGGAACAUUGUGGAACCUUCUCUGAUGUUUUUAAAAGGUUCUUUUCUACCCAGAACAUGGGAAAGUACCUGGCCAAAGAACAAAGAGCUCAUAGGUUGUUUCAUUCAGCUAGUUGAAGUACCUCAAGGCAGUAAUAUGAGUCUGGCCUCCUUUUGCAACAAUGUAAAAAAAGUAAGAGAAGCAUAUCAUGCAGCUGACAUUAAUUCCAAUUCUGGGAAGAUCUGGAGCACCACGACAGCAUUUCCACAUCAGCUUUUUUCUAAUACUAAGUUUAGUAUAAAUAUUUUUACUGGGAACUCAACACAACUACUUCAUCUUAUGCCAUAUGCUAAUUAUCUUGCCAAAGACCUAAUCGCAGAAAUUCUACAUUUUGGUAGAAAUGACCAGUUAUUCCCCAAGGAUCAUCUUCUAAGUAUAUGUGGCUAUGAAGAAUUUUUACAGAAUGAUCAACCUUUGGGGAGCCACAAAAUAUUUCAGAAAUAUAAAUCGGUUAUUCAGCUUAAGCUGCAUAAUAAUGGAGAUGUUCCAGGGAAGUUAUCUCGAAAGCAUGAAGAUGACCACAGUCAGUUUUAUCUGAACCAACUUCUAGAAUUUAUGCACAUUUGGAAAGUAUCCAGACAGUGCCUCUCAACAGUAAUAAAAAAAUAUGAAUUUCACCUGAAAUACUUACUGAAAACCCAGAAAGAUGCAGAGGAGCAAGGUUUGACACCAGUGUCUUCCAACGUUCAAAAUAGUUUUAAGCAAAAUGUGGAUAAAAUUAUUGAAGAAGUUAAAAAUAUAUGCAGUGUUCUAGGGUGUGUGGAGACCAAACAAAUUACAGAUGCUGUAAAUGAAUUAAAUCUACUUCUUCAGAGAAAAGUAGAGAAUUUUCAUCAAAAUUCAGAGACUUCAGCAAAAGGCUUGAUAGACAAAGUCACAGCUGAACUGUCCACAUCCAUCUACCAGCUAAUUGAUGUCUACUGCAGCAGCUUUCAUGCAGAUUUCCAGCCCCUAAAUGCACCUGAAAGGAUUUCCCGUGUAAAUCCUGGGCUCUAUUCCCACCUUAACUUCACAGUGUAUGCAGUUCACAACAUUCCAGAGAACUGGGUAUACAGCUAUAAAGCAUUUUCUUUUUCCUGUUGGCUUACAUAUGCUGGAAAGAAGCUUUGCCAAGUAAGAAACUUCAGAAAUAUUCCAGCAAAAAAAUCAUUUUUUUUCUUGGUCAACUGGAAUGAAACGGUCACUUUUCCACUUGAAAUAAAGUCACUGCCAAGGGAAUCCAUGCUCACUAUAAAACUAUUUGGGAUUAUUUGUGCAACCAGUAAUGCAGAUUUAUUGGCCUGGACUUGUCUUCCAUUGUUUCCAAAAGACAAAGCCAUUCUUGGGUCUAUGCUAUUCGGUAUGACCUUACAGAGUGAACCCCCCAUAGAAAUGAUAGCUCCAGGAGUGUGGGAUAUAAGUCAGCCAUCCCCAGCGACCCUGCAGAUUGAUUUUCCAGCUAUUGAGUGGGAGCAUAUGAAACUUGAUUCUGAAGAGAAUAGAAGUAAUCUUGAAAAACCACCAAAAGAGUGUUUAAAACAUAUUGCCAGACUUUCACAGAAGCAUUCGCCUUUAUUACUCUCUGAGGAAAAGAGAAGAUACUUAUGGUUUUAUCGCUUCUACUGCAAUAAUGAAAACUGCUCCCUUCCUUUAGUCCUGGGUAGUGCCCCUGGAUGGGAUGAAAGAACUGUUUCAGAAAUGCAUACCAUUUUGAGAAGAUGGAAAUUUUCUCACCCUUUGGAGGCACUUGGACUUUUGACUUCCAGUUUUCCAGAUCAAGAAAUGCGUAAAGUGGCAGUUCAACAGUUAGACAACCUCUCGAAUGAUGAACUACUGGAGUAUCUCCCGCAACUAGUCCAGGCUGUCAAGUUUGAAUGGAACCUUGAAAGUCCUCUGGUGCAGCUCCUAUUACACCGCUCACUGCAAAGCAUCCAGAUUGCCCAUCGUCUUUACUGGCUGCUAAAGGAUGCACAGAAUGAAGCUUAUUUUAAAAGCUGGUAUCAAAAGCUAUUGGCCGCUCUCCAGUUCUGUACAGGAAAAGCCUUGAGUGAUGAGUUUUCCAAGGAGAAGAAACUAAUCGAAAUUCUGGAAGACAUUGGGGAAAAAGUCAAGUCUGCCAGUGACCCUCAAAGACAGGAGGUACUGAUGAAAGAGAUUGGAAGACUGGAAGAAUUCUUUCAGCAUAUAAAUACCUGUCACCUUCCUGUGAACCCUGCCCUAUGUAUAAAGGGGAUUGAUCGCAAGGCAUGUUCAUAUUUCACAUCGAAUGCUUUGCCAUUGAAGAUCACUUUCAUCAAUGCCAACCCAAUGGGCAAAAACAUUAGUGUCAUUUUCAAGGCCGGAGAUGAUCUUCGUCAGGAUAUGUUUGUUCUGCAGAUUAUUCAAGUGAUGGACAAUAUUUGGCUGCAGGAGGGCCUGGAUAUGCAAAUGAUCAUUUAUGCAUGUCUAUCCACAGGAAAAGGCCAAGGAUUGGUACAGAUGGUGCCCGAUGCUGUCACCCUAGGUAAGGUCCAUCGCCACUCUGGACUGAUAGGACCGCUGAGAGAAAAUACAAUCAAAAAGUGGUUCAGUGAGCACAACCAUUUGAAGGAGGAUUAUGAGAAGGCCUUGAGGAAUUUUUUCUAUUCCUGUGCUGGCUGGUGUGUGGUAACAUUCAUCCUGGGAGUCUGUGACCGACAUAACGACAAUAUCAUGCUGACAAAGUCAGGCCACAUGUUUCAUAUUGACUACGGAAAAUUCUUAGGUCACGCUCAAACGUUUGGAGGGAUAAAGAGAGACCGAGCCCCUUUUAUUUUUACUUCAGAGAUGGAGAACUUUAUUACAGAGGGUGGCAAAAACCCACAGCAUUUCCAAGAUUUUGUGGAGCUUUGCUGUCGAGCUUAUAAUAUUGUCAGAAAGCACAGCCGACUGCUCUUGAACCUGCUAGAAAUGAUGCUACAUGCAGGAUUGCCUGAGCUGAGUGGGAUCCAAGACCUGAAAUAUGUGUAUAAUAAUCUUCGUCCACAAGACACUGACCUGGAAGCAACAAGUCAUUUUACCAAGAAAAUAAAGGAAAGUCUGGAAUGCUUCCCUGUUAAGUUAAAUAACUUGAUCCACACACUUGCACAAAUGACAGCCAUAAGUCCUGCCAAAUCUACUUCACAGACUUUUUCCCAGGAAUCCUGCGUGCUGAGUGCAAACAGGUCAAUUCGAAGAGCCACAAUUUUAGGGUUCAGCAAGAAAAGAAAUAAUCUGUAUCUGAUCCGGGUGACACACGGGGACAAUGAAACAAGCCUGACAGAAAAAUCGUUUGACCAGUUUUCAAAACUUCACAGCCAACUGCAGAAGCAGUUUGCAGCACUGCCUCUUCCAGAGUUUCCUCACUGGUGGCACUUACCUUUUACAAAUUCAGAUCAUAAAAGAUUCAGAGAUCUAAAUCAUUACAUGGAACAGAUAUUAAAUGGAUCAUUUGAAGUUGCAAAUAGUGAUCAUGUACUCAGGUUUUUUCUGUCUAAGCCUGUGCAAAAAACAAUUGAAGAAUCAUCACUUGUUGAUCUAGGUGAAAAGUUUCCUGACAAGAGGCCUAAGGUGCAGUUAGUCAUAUCAUGUGAGGAUGCGAAGCUGACCAUACUGGUGAAACACAUGCAAAAUAUUCAUCUCCCAGAUGGCUCUGCGCCCACUGCACAUGUUGAAUUUUAUCUUUUACCAUAUCCCAAUGAAGUUCGUAGGAGGAAAACAAAAUCUGUUCCAAAAUGUACUGACCCCACUUACAAUGAAAUUGUGGUAUAUGAUGAAGUCACAGAGCUUCAGGGACGUGUUUUAAUGCUUGUUGUGAAGAGCAAAACCACUUUUGUGGGAGCAAUUAACAUCCAACUCUGUAGUGUCCCACUCAAUGAAGAAAAAUGGUAUCCACUAGGAAACAGUAUAAUUUGACCAUUGUAACAAACAUAUGCAUUAUUCAUUAACUACUUAUAUAUUUUUUCACUUCUGGGGCUCUCUAUCACAAGAGCAGGACAUUUUUGUUGUCAAAGGUAGCAUAGUGUGCUAAGGACACAAGGAAAAGAAAUCUGGAUCAGUCUUCUAUAGCUACUUAUUUUCUAUCUGUAUUUUAUUUUCUUAGAAUCUCUUCUCCAUAAAUAGAGCACUGAAUGAUUGUGUAAAAUUCAGAAUGUAAAAUAAAAGGGCUUUUAAUUUGAAUUCAUCUUUUAAAUCAAACAUGCUCAAAUUUUGUUUUAAUUCUGUACCUACAGUAAAAACCAUUAUUUUAAUGCAUAUUCUAAGAAAAAUAACCAAAGCCAUCUCAUCAUCUAAUUCAAGACCUAAGUAUCUCUGUAACAGAUUUUUAAAAUUUGAAUUACAUAUAUAUGCCUAUAGGCUCACUUAUAAUCCUACUUAUUGGGAGUAUUGGUAAGCUCCAACACACUGCUAUCUUAUUCUCUAUGAGAAAAACAAAGUAUAAAUGCCUGAAAUCUUUAAAUCCAGUUUUCUGAAGAAACUUCUUUGUAGUUUUUCACACUCUCAAUACCAAUUCAUUAUCACUGGACUUCACCCAACCAGAGACAUGAUCACAUUUUAAACUUCAUUAUCGCCUAACUCUAACAUCUCAAACUCUGGAAUUCUCCCCUCUGAGCCAAACCUCUUCUCUCUGUACAUGAAGAAUGUUCCUUACUUCUGAAUGUACUUUCACAUUCACCAUGACCUGAAUAAACAGUCCCACAGAAUUUCACCUGCAAAGUAACUACAAGUCCAGGCACUGCUACAAUCCUUAAGAGAAUCAAACAGGAUAUUUUUUAAAAUCCAUGCCAUUUAAACUACUUUAAAAAAAUUUGUAACCUUGCUUUAUUCAAUGUU
Molecule: messenger RNA, 6131 nt
Organism: Manis pentadactyla (Chinese pangolin)
Lineage: Eukaryota; Metazoa; Chordata; Mammalia; Pholidota; Manidae
Gene: PIK3C2G
Product: phosphatidylinositol-4-phosphate 3-kinase catalytic subunit type 2 gamma
Exons: 34
Coding region: 693-5213 (1506 amino acids)
Biological process (GO): cell migration; phosphatidylinositol 3-kinase/protein kinase B signal transduction; phosphatidylinositol-mediated signaling
Cellular component (GO): plasma membrane; cytoplasm; phosphatidylinositol 3-kinase complex
Molecular function (GO): 1-phosphatidylinositol-3-kinase activity; 1-phosphatidylinositol-4-phosphate 3-kinase activity; phosphatidylinositol binding
Source: RefSeq, a predicted model, not a curated record